CGAAACAUUCUGACUCAGGACCUGGUACUGGCACGAGUUCGCGAUUUGGAAGCCAUGGGGAAUAACCAAACAACUGUUCCUGCCGACCCGCCCAACCCUGAUGUGAAGAAAAUGACUCCACCUCCAGAAUGCCCCAUGCACGCUGCUGCAUCUCAGAGUACACAGGACAGGACAGCAGACUCCCACCUGUCCAGGUUGGCCAGUGUCCCGAGCGAGUGUCCCAUGAGUGGACAGGGCGGUGGACAGGCACUCAUCCCACAGCAGCCUGAGUCAGACAUCAACCCAGACAACAGGAUGCCACCGCCAAACCAGCAGCCUGCCCCUGACCAACCGUUCAUCCUCCCCACAGAGAGAGUGGUAUCUUCCAUCCCGAAGGCGGGUACAGAGGGUGAGCGCUGGGUGUACCCAUCACCACAGAUGUUCUGGAAUGCCAUGCUGAGAAAGGGGUGGAGAUGGAAGGAAGAUGCCCUGUCACCUGAUGACAUGCAGAACAUCAUCAGCAUCCACAAUGCUAACAAUGAACAGGCCUGGGAAGAAGUGCUGAGAUGGGAGGCCUUACAUGCCAGGGAGUGUCCAUGUGGUCCAAAGCUGGCCAAGUUUGGAGGAAAGGCCAAAGAGUUCUCCCCCAGGGCCAGGAUGAGGAGCUGGAUGGGGUAUGAGCUGCCCUUUGACCGCCAUGACUGGAUUGUGGACAGGUGUGGAAAGCAGGUGAGGUAUAUUAUUGACUACUACGAUGGUGGAAGCGUGAAGGAAAACUUCCAGUUUACCAUCCUGGACGUGCGGCCGGCUAUGGACUCGUUCGGUGCGGUGUGGGACCGGAUGAAGGUGGCGUACUGGCGCUGGACCACCUCACCACCGAAACACACCAGCAAGGAGGAGCUGAAACUUUCCAAGGACUUCCCAGAGGAAAGACAGAAAGUCUAGAUCACAAGUUACUCCCAUAUUGUUUAAAGUUAAAACUUUUGAUCCAACGCAAUAAAGUUCUCUCACCUCGAGCUAG
Molecule: messenger RNA, 1000 nt
Organism: Branchiostoma belcheri (Belcher's lancelet)
Lineage: Eukaryota; Metazoa; Chordata; Leptocardii; Amphioxiformes; Branchiostomatidae
Product: cytochrome c-type heme lyase-like
Exons: 8
Coding region: 55-924 (289 amino acids)
Biological process (GO): cytochrome c-heme linkage
Cellular component (GO): mitochondrion
Molecular function (GO): holocytochrome-c synthase activity
Source: RefSeq, a predicted model, not a curated record